CGCCCCGGGCCCAGGCGGCGGCGGCCCCCGCGUGGAUGCGGCUCUGGAGCCGGCGCUUCGCCCUGCACAAACAUUUCUAUAGGACUCAUUCGCCCUGCUGAGGAGAUCGGCCCAGACCGGCCGCUUUCCCUCCCUUCCCUUUCCCCGCUGCCCCGGAGACCGCCGGCGCGGCCCGGCCCGCAUGGAGGCCCCCGGCGGCGGCGCCUCGCCGCUGAGCCCCGCGCUGGUGGGGCGGCUCCGGCGGGAGCACGAGAAGGUGGUCACUGGCUGCCAAGAAAAAAUCCAGCACUGGAAGAAGGUGGAGAGUGAUUAUGAGGCUCUUCAGGAGCGACUGCAGACAUUGCCUGACAAGUUGUCCUACGAUGUCAUGGUACCUUUUGGUCCUCUUGCCUUCAUGCCAGGAAAGCUUGUCCACACCAAUGAGAUCACUGUUCUGCUGGGGGACAACUGGUUUUCCAAAUGCUCAGCAAAGCAGGCCAUUGAGCUGGUUGAGCACAGGAAAAAACAUGUAAGGAAAGCACUGGAUGAUUUGCAAAAAGUCAUGAAGAAUUUUGAAUCACGAGCUGAAUUCACAGAAGAUUUGCAGAAAAUGAGUGAUGCUGCAGGUGAAUAUGUUGACAUAAGAGAAGAAAUUGAAGAUGAUAGCAUUGAGACAAAAGGAAAAUACCGAACUGCUCACAAACCUCAUUCAAAGCCAAAAGUAUCAAAUGUUUUUGAGGUAGAUUUUCCAGCAAAUGGAAAUGAUACAAAACCAAUGGGUCGUUUUCAGUCAGAGGAGGAGCUGUGGGCCCGUUUAGAAGAGCUCGAGAGACAAGAAGAGAUGCUUGGUGAACUUGACAGGAUGCCCGAUGCAGUUCAGGUAAAUGGAGAAGAUGCAACCUCUUCUGAAGAUGAGAGGGAGGACAAGGACACAGAUGUGAAUGGGACCUGUAGGGCAGAGGACUGUAUUACUCAGGGCAACUUCCAUAAAGAAUUUGGGAAUUCAGACUUGUUUGUGCACCACCUUAAUGGCUCCACUUACCACAGUGAUGAUGAAGAUGACAGAGAUGUUGGACAUAACUCUGUUCCAACUAUUUAUUUCUCUCACACUGUGGAACCUAAAAGGGUAAGAAUAAACACAGGAAAAAAUACUACUUUGAAAUUCAGUGAGAAGAAAGAAGAGGCCAAGCGUAAAAAGAGGAACAGCAGUGGCAAUGGCCAUGCAGCUCCAGAGCUGCCCAUCAUCAAAACCCCAGCAGACAUUUACAGAUACUUUGUUGAUGUUGUGAAUGGAGAAUAUGUCCCUCGUAAAUCAAUCCUGAAGUCCCGGAGCAGAGAGAACAGUGUUUGCAGCGAUACCAGUGAGAACAGUGCUGCUGAGUUUGAUGACAGACGAGGAGUUCAGAGGAGUGUUAGCUGUGAUGAAGCCACUCAGAGUGACAACAGCGAAGGCAUCCUCGAGGAAGAGGAGGGGGAGGAGAAGCAGCAGCUACCGAAAAAGCUUCCUCCCUCUUCAGGGACAACUGAGGCAUUUUCUGGAACUGUCAUAGAAAAGGAGCCUUUGUCUCCCUCUGCAAUGCCACACCCAGUGCUGGCUCACCCAGUGCUGCCCACCAUUCUGGAGCGCAAAUCCGAGGAGCUCUUGUCCGACGCCCCAGAAGAACCUGUCAAGAGGAUUUCCAAAUUCAGAGCUGCCAGGAUGCAGCAGACUCAGUAGGUGCUGCUGAGCCCAAGCACGAGCCCUCUUGCCUGCCUUCACCUCUCUGGAGAUGGUAUAAAGGCUUCUCUGUAGCACCCAGCAUUACCAGAGUGUCCUGUGGUAAUUUGGCACCGUUAUCUCCUCAACGUUUGCUGGCAGCAUUAGGAAAACAAACAGUUCAGUGUUUGAACACUUGAGUAUUCAUCUUAUUUUGUCGGUUUCCCUGUGUGCUGUCAGCACCUUUGUAUAUGUUUGCCUUACGAUAGCAGCACUUGGGUUCUUUUUUCAAAAACUGUUCCUUACAUACAUUGUUUUUGUGUUUAAAACUAAAUACAGGCAGUUUUGUGCCAGCUGUGAUGUUCUACAUACCAUAUGGACCAUUUUAAGGAAACUUUUCACAUUUCAAAUAGAUUCACCAAUUAUAUUACAUUACUUGCUUUAGCAUUUUAACACACACUUGUAUUCACAUUGCUGUAGGUUUUGCAACUAGGUGUCUGCUAAAAGUUUUUUUCCUUCUUUCAAACCUCUCUGAUAUCUCACUGUACAGGUCUAUAAAAUGCCAGGUUCAUGUACAUUGCAGGGAAGUUUCUUUGAUGGAAAAGGGUAUUUUGUAAAAUUAAAUUUUCAGUAAAAAAGCUGUGAAACUGG
Melospiza melodia melodia is the source of this 2326-nucleotide messenger RNA. RefSeq names its product URI1 prefoldin like chaperone (gene URI1). Gene Ontology annotation, molecular function: chromatin binding; transcription corepressor activity; phosphatase inhibitor activity. Gene Ontology annotation, biological process: negative regulation of phosphatase activity; negative regulation of transcription by RNA polymerase II. The record is from RefSeq and is a predicted model, not a curated record. The transcript is spliced from 11 exons. The coding region runs from base 182 to 1696 and encodes 504 amino acids. Lineage: Eukaryota; Metazoa; Chordata; Aves; Passeriformes; Passerellidae.